Molecule: messenger RNA, 696 nt
Organism: Fonsecaea erecta
Lineage: Eukaryota; Fungi; Ascomycota; Eurotiomycetes; Chaetothyriales; Herpotrichiellaceae
Exons: 1
Coding region: 1-696 (231 amino acids)
Source: RefSeq, a predicted model, not a curated record
AUGGGUUUCGAGAUUUGCAAAUUGGCACCCUGCCCGUUGCUCAAGACGACCGGAGUGAAGCUCCCACAGCAGCCCUACAAAUGCUACAACUGUCAGAACCGACUGUCGAGCUCAAACCUUCGGCCGGUGUCGUCGCAAGGAUGCUCCUCUUCGUCGACUGGAAGUUUAGAUUCCAACUCUUCGGGCUCCUCUGUGACCCCGCCAUCAUCUCCAAUAUCUCGAGUGCACUCGAAAUUUGCAGCCCCUCUGCCAGGCGUGGCUUGCCAACCUUCAGAAUGUGGGGAGUUGGGACGCCGGUUUAGUCGCUCGCAAUCAUUCUCCUCCAAGGGGUUCCGCUUCUCAUGCACCUCGUCUUCGCACUACCCGACGCCCCAUUACAUGGGCCUGCCCACGUUCUUGCCUCACCAGGACCACCCUUGUCCGCCUUGUCAGUUGGAAGAAUUUCGCAUGGCUGCAGACAGAGAAGCUAUUGCAUCGGCACGAGCACAAUAUCCUCACCUCACGUGCGAGAUGCUGGUAAGAGAUGGGCGCAGAUGGGAAGAAUGGCAGACCAAGCCGACUCUGGAGAAGUUUGUCGAAGAGAAGCGGUCAGACGAGAAGCAGAUGUGGCUGCACGUCACGAGGAAGUGGACCCAGGAUCUGAAGAAGGUGCGAGUCCUGGUCUCCGAGGAGGAUGGAUUGGGAUUACUGGGAUGA